CUGUGUGGAUCCCAGCACUUCUCACAUUCGAUCCAUUGUCCACGAAGAUCUUCCAACAUUUACGUGUGGCUUCGGCUACUACUUGAGGAUUUUCAUUUCAUCUUCAGCGUCGUAGAAAGCUGGUCGAGCAAUUCUCCCUAUAGUCCUGAGAUAGCCGAGCCGGAGCGUUCCCAGUUGGAUUGCAGCAUUUUUUUCCCAGACAAGUCCGAUACCAAUUUCCCGACCCCGGCGGAUGAGAGGCUUGGUUAUCCGAAUAAGGCGUUUUUAAGUUGUUGUAAAUCGGUGAAGGUGGCAAAGUCAUGCGAACGAAUAUGCAAUUUUGACAUAUUGAAUAAGAAGACGCUGACUGGAAUGUUCUUGGGCACAGAUCCUUGCCCUCAGUCUUACGGCUUGGACCUACUGCAAUGCGCCGCUCAGUCACAGGACCAUACUACUUGUUGCCAUUCUCGGGGAGUACAAAAUACCAGCGCCGGAGACAAAUGUCUCGGUUUCUGUAAUAUGCGGCCAGGAGUUAAUUUUCAAGCUGACGUGUCCAUGCUUCCAUGUUGGGCUGUGCUGAAUGAUAUCAAAACAUGUUUCGAGGACUACAUAAGGAAUAGUUAG
Messenger RNA from Angiostrongylus costaricensis, 603 nucleotides. Lineage: Eukaryota; Metazoa; Nematoda; Chromadorea; Rhabditida; Metastrongylidae. The record is from the annotation of a GenBank genome assembly.